Molecule: messenger RNA, 870 nt
Organism: Fundulus heteroclitus (mummichog)
Lineage: Eukaryota; Metazoa; Chordata; Actinopteri; Cyprinodontiformes; Fundulidae
Product: signal-regulatory protein beta-2
Exons: 5
Coding region: 1-870 (289 amino acids)
Biological process (GO): response to bacterium
Source: RefSeq, a predicted model, not a curated record
AUGUUUUGGAUCAGAUUCACUUCUGGAAACUGGCCUGAAUACCUUGGACAAACAAUAACCCUUGAUUAUGACAGGAUUACCAGAAAUCGUCACUUUACAUCAAAACAGGAGAAUAGAACAUUUAUUCUGCAUAUUAAAGAAGCUCAGUGGAAUGACACUGGGCUUUACUACUGCAUUAAAGUUGAAAACCUAAAGCUGGUAUUUGUGAAUGGAACUUUUCUAAAGGUCAAAGGACAACAAGGAGGCAUCUCUGCUUCAACCCAGGUGCCUCUUUCUGAUCCCCUCUACCCAGGAGACCCAGUGACUCUACAGUGUUCAGUUUUAUUUGACUGCAAGGGGACAGAAUGUCCAAGUGAUCACAGGGUCUUCUGGUUCAGAGCUGGAUCAGAUGAGUCACAUCCCAGUGUUAUUGAUGUUGAUGGAAAAAGUGGAAAAGAAUGUGUGAGGAGUCUUGAGGCACCUAAAUGUGUCUACAGCUUCUCGAAGAAUGUCAGUUCCUCUGACACUGGGACUUUCUACUGCGCUGUGGCCACAAAUGAAGAGAUCAUUUUUGGAAAUGGAACUAAACUGGAUGUUCAAGAGCAAUCAAAUCUUUGGAAGUCCAAAAUACUUUUACUCUUAUGUGUGGUUGUGGCUGCAUGUCUAGUUGUCAUCAUGUGCCUCAUUUACAUCUUGAAGAAGAAAACCCAUGAUUUUUGCAAUGAUGCUGUCACAGGACAUGGUGCUCAGCAGAAGGAACAGGAAAACUCUUUGGUUUAUUGUGCCCAAACCUUCACCAGGAGCAAAGGUGGAAAAGCAGAAAGAAGAAAAGUAAAAGUGACACAUGAGGAGACAACCUACACACGCAUCAAGGAUUUCAGGAUUCAGUAA